Molecule: messenger RNA, 417 nt
Organism: Lachancea thermotolerans CBS 6340
Lineage: Eukaryota; Fungi; Ascomycota; Saccharomycetes; Saccharomycetales; Saccharomycetaceae
Gene: YPD1
Product: Ypd1p
Exons: 1
Coding region: 1-417 (138 amino acids)
Biological process (GO): phosphorylation; phosphorelay signal transduction system
Cellular component (GO): nucleus; cytoplasm
Molecular function (GO): protein histidine kinase binding; histidine phosphotransfer kinase activity
Source: RefSeq, a predicted model, not a curated record
AUGAAUACAGUGCCGAUCCCAGCCGGGGUGAUCAACUGGAACACGCUCAAUGAAAUAGUGUCAAUGGACGAGGACAGUCCGGACUUUUCCAAAAACUUGAUAAUUCAGUACCUCGAGCAGGCCAACACGACAUUUGACCAGAUAGAGCAGGAGCUGCAAGGAAACUGCGAUCUCGAGCAACUGGCAUCGCUGGGUCACUUCCUGCGUGGCUCGUCCGCAGCAUUGGGGCUGCAGCGCAUCUCGUGGGCAUGUGAGCGCAUUCAGAACUUGGGGCGCAAACGCGAGGGUGGCGUCGAGGGUCAGCAGCUGCCCGAUUCGCACUACGCACAAUUGAUUACAAAUGCUCUGCAAUGCGCCCGAAACGAGUUCAAAGCUGCAAAAGCAGAACUUUCUGCAUUUUACAAGUCUGAACUUUAG